Eublepharis macularius is the source of this 1248-nucleotide messenger RNA. It is a transcript of the gene DNMT3L, whose product is annotated as DNA methyltransferase 3 like. Gene Ontology annotation, cellular component: nucleus. Gene Ontology annotation, molecular function: enzyme activator activity; DNA (cytosine-5-)-methyltransferase activity, acting on CpG substrates; DNA binding. The transcript has 13 exons. Gene Ontology annotation, biological process: negative regulation of transcription by RNA polymerase II. The record is from RefSeq and is a predicted model, not a curated record. Lineage: Eukaryota; Metazoa; Chordata; Lepidosauria; Squamata; Eublepharidae. The coding region runs from base 1 to 1248 and encodes 415 amino acids.
AUGGCCGGCGAAGGAGAGGCUGUCAUCGUGUUGGACAGCGACAGCUCCCUGGAGGAGAUUUCCAGCGCCUCGGAUGCAGUUCUGUCAGGCAAAAUCAGAAGCUGUUCUGAUGUCAUUUCUGUGAGCACUAUGGAGCAAAUUGCUCCCGCAACUCUCCUUAGACCAAACAGAGGGAGCUCGGUGAAAGAAAUUACUCUUGCAAGUUCUCAAGGGCCAAACAGAGAAAAUCUUGCAUAUGAAGUAAUCCAUAAAAAGAGACGUAUUGAAGAAAUCUGCAUUUGCUGUGGAAGCCUUGAGAUCCACACUCAGCAUCCUUUGUUUCAUGGGGGAAUUUGUGCUCCUUGCACUGAAAGGUUUUUGGAGAGGUUCUUCCUCUGCGAUGAUGAUGGGUUCCAGGCUGACUGUGCUAUCUGCUGCUGGGGAGAAUCUCUUGUGAUGUGCGACAAUCCAGCAUGCAUAAGAUGCAUGUGUACAAAAUGCUUGGAUACCCUUGUCAGACGUGGCAUGGCAAAGCAAGUCAAGGAAAUUAAUCCAUGGAUUUGUUUCUUGUGUCUGCCAUUGGGUGCACAUGGACCUGCAAGUGGAGUUCUAAAGAAAAAGAAGACAUGGAGGACAGGACUGAAGCACUUCUAUGAUCAGGAAUCUAAUCUGUCAAUAUAUCGGCCAUUGAGUCCCAGAGAAAGAACACCAAUAAAGGUGAUUUCUUUGUUUGAAAACAUUUCACAGGAACUUCAAAGUCUUGGGUUCCUAGGAAAAAAUAUGAAGUUGAAAUACAUACAUGAUGUCACAGAUGUAGUGAGGACUCAUAUAGAGGAAUGGGGUCCAUUUGAUUUUGUAUUUGGCUCUACACCUGCACUUGCAAACUCUUAUGAACAUCCAUCUGCCUGGUAUAUGUAUCAGUAUGAUCGUAUUCUUCGAUACAGCAGACCCAUAGAAAGAAGCAGGCCUUUUUUCUGGAUGUUCCUUGAUAAUUUGGUCCUAGAAGAAGAAACCAGGGAUGCAGCUUGUAGAUUUUGGAAGACUGAAGCAGUAGUCAGAAUGAAACUGCAGAAUGGUACCAUCCAGAAUGUUGUACACAUAUGGAGCAACAUUCCCUCUGUGAACAGCAAAUAUUCUGCUUCAUCCUCGUACAUGGAUCUGUUUCAGCUAGCAAAGAACAUCUGCAGAACCAGAAUUUUUUCUGAGCGUCCAGCUACUCUGAUUAAAGAGUUUUUUGUUCCAUUGAAAGACUAUUUUAGGACUUUUUAA